AUGUCUGUUACCGCCAACCCAAAGCUCCUCCUUUCCAAGACCGAGGAAUGGGCCAGCUGGUUCAGCACAUUCAAACGCAAUGCCGAGACCACUGACGUUUGGAAAUUCGUCAAUCCCGGUCCCUUUGCAGAAGAUCAGAUGGUUCCAACGCUUGAGAAGCCAUCUGAGGUGACGUACGAUGGAGAAGUUGCCCGAUUGGCAGCUAGAGGUGAUGGUCAGGAAACCAUCAAGGAUCUCAACGAGGCCCAGCUCAAGGUCUUCGUCAUUCGACAGGGAGAGUAUAAAACGAAAAUGACUCAAUACCUCUCCGACCGCAAGUCAUAUAGUGACCUCAUGACUUGGGUCCAUCAGACGGUUGACCUAGCUCUCAUCAAGUUCCUCCCGGAAACGGCCAACCUUCGCGAUAUCAUCAUCAAACUCAAGGAGCUCGUAGGCGUUACCGAAGCCUACAAGAUCGAGCUAGCUAGACUAGCAUAUCGCAAGGCCCUUCACACCAACCGACGCACGAGCCCGGUCGAUUGGUACAAUCAGUGGGAACUGGCUUAUAGAGAAGGAGAGAAGCUGGAGAUCUUCGAAGUUGAGGGGGAUAUCGCCAUAGGGGAUUUCUUGGAAGCAGUCAAGACUUUCGACCUGGAAUGGGCGAAGAGGUAUAAGGACGACCUACGCAAGGAUCAACGCGCCACUGGCAAAUCGUCAAUGACUCUAUUGGAAGUGGGCAAGCAGUUCCUUGAUGCUGCCCGCGACAACGUCAGAGAUAAGCCAUCAUCAGGGGCGUUUUCAACGACAAAUCCUUCCUCUUCGUCAGAAAAGGGACAUGAUUGCCCAUGCGGCCUCGCUAAGAAUCGGCACUUUUGGGCACCAACGGACUGCACGGCUCUCCAUGUUGCCGUCAAUGGGAUCGCCAAUUCGACCCGCCCGGUUCGAGAAGACCGCAUGAAGAAGGCCAAAGCCGCGAUGACAGCGUCGAAGUGGAAGACUCUUAUCGAGGCGGUAAAGGCAGCGAAGCCAGCCUCAGGGGGUGCAGACUCGUCGUGGCCUCCACCAAUGGCCCAAAUGGUCAUUGAUCAGUCAACCCCUGAAGGGCGGCAGCUGCUGGCCUUUUCGACUAUGCCUCAAGCCCACCCACUCCGCGAUUCGACGCUUCUCGAUAAUUGCGCCAGCACGCACGUUGUCAACAACAGAGAUCUUCUCGUGGAUGUCCACCCGGCCAGCGCCUCUGAUGUCGUUUUAGUCGGUGAUACGGCUCUCCAAGUCGUGUGCCGAGGAAAGCGCAUCAUGAGGAAUGCCUUUAACGGCCCUGGCGGACGAAACACACGAGAUUUGGUCCUCAACAACGUCGCCUUCGUGCCGGGAUUCCAUACUAACCUGAUCAGCGGCAACGAGCUUCGGGCCCUUGGCUAUUGGUCGUGCACCCUCGACGACACGCUGCGCUUUGGGACGAUGGCCAGCAACAAGAUCAUGAUGAAUAUGUCCAGCAAGUCCAACAACGGUUCAGUGCAUUGGCGGAAUGAUGUUCUCAUGGACGAUGGCGUCAAAAACCGAGAUGGAUAA
This is a messenger RNA of Hirsutella rhossiliensis, 1551 nucleotides long. RefSeq lists its product as uncharacterized. The coding region runs from base 1 to 1551 and encodes 516 amino acids. The record is from RefSeq and is a predicted model, not a curated record. The transcript has 4 exons. NCBI's taxonomy places the organism in Eukaryota, Fungi, Ascomycota, Sordariomycetes, Hypocreales, Ophiocordycipitaceae.